AUGCACUCUUUCAAGGUCCGGCGAGAGACAGAGGGUGGCGGUUCCGCGCCUCCUCACCGCGGAAUAACCGCAAAGAUCAGACACACCGUCCCGAGCGACCGAGAGCACCGUUCGGCAUGGAUGACGAGGAGAGCUGUAGCUGAAGCAGGGGUGACAUCAGCCCAAAGAUUGGUGGCUCGGACCGACUUGCUUGGUGCGGUGCGAUUCCGAGGCCAACGUGGGGGGCUGGUAGGAAAACGUGCGCCUGCCGGUCUGAAGGCGUCACCAGCAGCAGCAGCACCAGCAGAACCAGCAGCACCAGCAGCAGCGGCUGAAGCAGGGCAGCGCGAUUCCGCCGCUUCUCAGACAUUUAGCAAUUUCAAUUGGGCGGUCGCCAUGGGGCCAGCCCCGUUCCGCCGGUCUCAAAUCCCGUCAUCCGACGCUAGCUCAGCCUCUUGCGACCUCGGCCUUUCACCGCCUUUUCCGCUCACCGGCACCCCUUCUCCCUGCACGAUGCACUGA
Moesziomyces antarcticus is the source of this 501-nucleotide messenger RNA. RefSeq lists its product as uncharacterized. The coding region runs from base 1 to 501 and encodes 166 amino acids. Lineage: Eukaryota; Fungi; Basidiomycota; Ustilaginomycetes; Ustilaginales; Ustilaginaceae. The record is from RefSeq and is a predicted model, not a curated record. The transcript has 2 exons.